CAAGACCAAGUAUUUGAGAGUAGCUUCAGCCUCAAGAAGAGUUCUGACCAACCCACAGUCAGACUGCAGUUCUGCCACAGGGCCUUAUAUUUUUUAGUUGCUCUUUGACAUUGGAGGGAACUACAGCUACUAGCCUUCAUGGAUGACCUCAAAGCUUUCUCCUUGGAUUCCUGUUUAGAUGGUUAUGGGCCUUUGGUGCAAAUGCCCCACCAGACUUGCUUGCAACCACCUAUGGCACCAACUGGAUUUUCUAUGACCCAUUGCCUUCCUCAAAACCCUAUUAGGACUUGUUGCCCUGGGACAUACACCAAUUCCGGUGAUCUACCAAGCUACCAAGAUAACAUCAGGAACACAGACUGGUAUGGGGGAAAUCAGGACAUGCACUACCCACCAUUUUCCAGAAUUAUUACUCCAUCUGGAUUUAAUGUUUCAACUGCAGGAUGUUUGGGCUACCUUACUGAAGGACCAAAACAUUCCCUGUAUCUGCAGCACACAUCCAAGAGAAAGCGCAGAGUCCUGUUCUCUCAAGCACAAGUGUAUGAGCUGGAGAAAAGAUUUGAACACCAAAAAUACCUCACAGCUCCAGAAAGAGAACAGCUGGCUAAACACAUUCACCUCACUCCCAACCAGGUCAAAAUCUGGUUUCAGAACCAUCGCUACAAGAUGAAGAGGCAAGCAAGGAACCAUGAUCCUUUGGCUGAAGAGGAGGCUAAGUCUUACAGUGUGGAGUCUAAUGGCAGCAAAGUAGCCUGUGGCAGCCCAUGCACCUCUGUUGAGGAUUAUGGACCUGCCGAAAUUAAGUUGGACUAUAAAGGGUCAGUCCAGGAACAGCAACUCAACACUCAAGGCAUACUUUUAGGACAGGACUUCCUUAAUUCAGCCUCAGAUCUUCAGGAUUUUGAGAAAGCCAGUCGAAAUUUAAUGUUCAAACCCUGGUGAUUCAGAUUUAAGAGCCUGAUACCUUUUUGUUACAUAUGUCUGAUUCUACAGUUUAGCCCUAAUACAAGUAUCCCCUGUUAAGACCAGGGCCAGACUUACAGAAAAGAGACUGGGACAAUGCAAGACAGAUGGAGUUAAAACCUAAGAAAACACUUCAAUCCACAGCCCAUUCAGCUAUUUCUAAGCUACAACACCCAAUAUACUCAACAACCUUCACCUUUCAUUUAGAGUUGUAAUUCAACAACAGUCAAAGAACAAUAUGCUAGUCAUCCCUUACAUAAAUAUUAAAAGAGGUAAUCCAUAAUUACACAUUGUAAUGAUAUUUAAAUUGUAUAUGUUUGACCAAAGGGUACCAGUGAGUCUUAGGUCCAAGGUCAACUGUCCUCAUUGCCUUACUUACAACUAUUCUGGUUAAAAUAAAUAAACAAAAUAACACAGAAACAAAAUGGCAUUGCUUUGACAAUACUCUAGGUGCUGUUAUGGUUGCCUUAGUUUGCUGGCUGGAGAAUGCACUUUAGCAGCAUACAAGAAACCCAUUUAAUUCAUAGUUCAGCUAUCCCAGUUUAGCUUUCUUUUAUGCUCCCACUAUAAAAUUCUAUCCUAAUGAACAGAUUGUAAUUUAUGUUUGUUCAAACAACUCAUAAACUGCCAUAAACAUAACAAUUAUGAUCUAGAAUAAAAUGACCUGAUAAGCAAGGUUGCAGGGUGCGAGAGUAAUUCUAGGUAACUAUAUAGUUCACUUCACUGUUUUAGGCAAAAUCCCCAUUCCUCCUCUCUGCAUAAAACAUGCUAUGCAGCAAUGCAUUUUAAAAAUACAUUUCUUUUGUUCUAUAUAUAUUGCAAACAAAACAAUGUAAUUUUACUAUUAAAAUCUAAUUUCUAUAAUCAUUAUAUUAAAUAAGCAACAUGUAUGUGAUUUAUAUAAAUGGGAACACGACUUUUUUUUAGCCCUAAAAGCACUUCAGAGGAGUUAUGUUUAAAACGAAAAUGUUUUUUUCUUGAUUUCACUACUUUUUGUAGUCUUAAAUUAUAAGUAGAUACUUAUACUGUAAUUUAGCUUUUUCCCUUACACUUUUCUAUCUUUUUAUGUGCCCUUUGUUUUUCUCUGAAGCAUUGUUUGUAUUUAAUUACUAAGUAAUAUACAUUAUAGGAUCAGCACAGUCCACACAAAUAAUUGCCUUAUAUUUAUUGUAACAAUGGCAAAAAAUACAUUCAUUUUUAUUGCCAACAUUAACAUUUUAAAAUAUUUUUUUCUUGCAACAAGAACACUAUUUAAAUGUAUUCUAUUUUGUUAUAAUAGUUUUACUGUUAUGUGAAUAUUAACCUACUUUUUUUGCAAUAAUAUUAUACUUUUAAAUACAAUUACAUCACUAAAAGUAAAAAUGAAUAUAUUUGUUUUCCAAAGACAGAUUUAUGAUUGUGAUCAGGAAAUUUCACAUUGCCUAUAAAGCUCCUGUUAAAAAAUAUAUUUAUUACUUUAUGGCUAUUUUUUCUGACUCUUUCAGUGCUGUGUAGUUAGUUAUUCAAAGGGACAAAGAAAUCACAUUUUUUAAACUGAAUAAAGUGUUUGAAUAUAAAUUCUAAAUGUAAUUU
Xenopus tropicalis (tropical clawed frog) is the source of this 2532-nucleotide messenger RNA. Its product is annotated as homeobox protein Nkx-2.1. Gene Ontology annotation, cellular component: nucleus. Gene Ontology annotation, biological process: regulation of DNA-templated transcription. Lineage: Eukaryota; Metazoa; Chordata; Amphibia; Anura; Pipidae. Gene Ontology annotation, molecular function: DNA-binding transcription factor activity, RNA polymerase II-specific; DNA binding. The transcript has 2 exons. The coding region runs from base 139 to 939 and encodes 266 amino acids. The record is from RefSeq and is a predicted model, not a curated record.